This is a messenger RNA of Plutella xylostella (diamondback moth), 1510 nucleotides long. RefSeq lists its product as uncharacterized. Lineage: Eukaryota; Metazoa; Arthropoda; Insecta; Lepidoptera; Plutellidae. The record is from RefSeq and is a predicted model, not a curated record.
AGCCGCAAGCUCCCAAACACUGCAGAUAAGAUCAGACUCACUGAAGCAAGAAAACUGAGCGAAAGUAUUUUGUCCGUCAAUGGAUAUCUGUUGGUGCGACUGGUCGCUUAUGCAACGCGGGGCGCGUGCGGCAGUCGUUAGCGCCGCCUCGGACCGACCGCAUCAACAACAUUACAGUGUGAAACCAGUGCCAUUUUUACAUAAACAAAUAAUUAGGAAUAACUUUUAUUUUUUUGUUGAAAAAAAUAUCGCUAAAAUGUAUUUUAGGAAAAUUUUAAUACUGUUUGUUUUCACAUUCGUGUCAGAAAAUCCAGCUCACAGCCAAUCAGUGUCGUGCCCGGCGGUGCGCACGACCAGCGGCUGGCUGGACCUGUUCCCGCUGCCGUGCAAGAAGCGCGCAGACUGCACGCCCAUGGGCGCCAAGCAUCUGUGCUGCAAGGGAUUCUGCACCAAGGGCGUCAAGACUGCAGCGCCGAUACGAACCACCGAACCGAGCAAGAGCGACGCAUCACCACCGCCCGAUAACCUCAUACCAGUCAUACCAUUGAGUAGUUCGAGUAGCACCACCUCAUCUACCACGACAACGACAACAACCACCACAACGACCCCCAAACCGACCACUACAACGACUACAACGACCCCCAGACCGACUACUACUACAACAACUACAACUACAACGACUCCCAAACCGACUACCACAACUACAACGACCCCCAGACCCAGCACGGAGGCGCCGCGGCCGUUCCUGCAGAUCCUGCCGAUACAGACCACGCAGGCCUCCGCGCCGAAGGCCGUCAGGGCUACGCCGCAGAAAGUUGGCAAGUCAUCGUCAUCGAAGCUGGUCUGCCCGAAGCCGGGUCAGGCGGCUGCACAGCUGUUCCCGCUGCCGUGUGAGAAGAGCUCGCAGUGCCGCGCCAGUGUGGGCGCCGACCAGGUGUGCUGCGAGCGGCGCUGCGUGCGCGGCGUGCCUGCGCCGAAGCCAACCACGCCCGCGCCGACGCAUCAGCCCCUCCUAGGAGUGAUCCCGCGCGACUGCCCAUCCGAGCCGCUCGGCGAGCUGUUAUUCGAGCUGCAGACGUGCAAGUCCGACGCGGACUGCUGGCCGCGCGUGUGCUGUCCCGACGGGAACAAGUCCUACUGCCGCACCGCCAAGGCCAGGCUGGACCUCGUGCCGGUCGCCAGGCAAAUUGACGGACCGGUGAGAAUGUUAGAAAAGUACGUGCAAUGUACGGCGCCGCCGCAAUACGACCUGUUCCCGCAGACGUGCAGCUCGUCAGUGGACUGCUUCCCCAACUUGUGUUGUGCUGAAGGCGGCAAGAAGCACUGCCGGCCGCCACAGAGGAGCUUGCUGGCUCUGCUUGCCGGAGUCUCUCAGAGAUUUGGAUCAACGAUAGGCAACCUGCGACAGGCACAAGCAAACCAGAAUAAAGUAUAGCUGAUAUGUACCUAAGAUGUGAUGAAAUUGUUUUUAUACUUUUGUACUUAGCCAAUAAAUUAAAAUGUUACUGAA